Ruditapes philippinarum (Manila clam) is the source of this 3648-nucleotide messenger RNA. Its product is annotated as zinc finger protein 91-like. The transcript is spliced from 2 exons. Bases 408 to 3074 code for a protein of 888 amino acids. The record is from RefSeq and is a predicted model, not a curated record. Lineage: Eukaryota; Metazoa; Mollusca; Bivalvia; Venerida; Veneridae.
CCUGUAAGGGGAGAACACUGCGUGGUCAACUUUGAUUAGUAAUUUCCCUUUGAUUGUUGUCCGCCAUGACCUAGAUAGUGAUAAAUAUUUUAAAUAUCACAAUAUAUUAUAUAUUGUGAAAAGUGAUGCAGAUGCAGUCAAGUUUUGAUACAGUUUUGUAUUUGUGUAGCUGAUGAUAAAUGCUGUAUUCAGAUGGAACGGAAAUACUGUGGAUUCAAAACUAGUAAGCAUGCAAGAUAUUGUAAAGAAAAAAAACUAAUUAUCAAGUUACAUAUUAUUUGAUUAGUUACAGCACCAAUCUUACAGUGAGGAAAGUUGACUGCAUUAUUAAUGUGAAAUGAUUAAAUGCUAACAAGUUGAUAAAAAGUUCAUUUAUACGGUAAAUUUGAUAACAGUGAGCAGAAAAAAUGAAUAAUAAAAAGCAAGGCAAGAGAAAACAAAAGAAGUCAUUUAAAUGCAAGUUGUGUGAUCGUACUUUCAUCAGAAUAUAUAAUUUGAAUGAACACAUGAAAAUACAUACUGGAGAAAAACCAUUGAAAUGUAAAUUGUGUGAUUGUCUGUUCAGACAAAUGAGUAAUUUGAAGGAACACAUGAAUACACAUAGUGGGGACAAACCCUUUAAAUGUCAGCAGUGUGAAAAUGCAUUUAGAAGAAAAAGUGAGUUAACGAGGCAUAUGAAAAAACAUACAGGUGAAAAACCAUUUGCAUGUGAGCUUUGUGAUAGUGCAUUUAUCUAUAAAUGUCAUCUGAAGUACCAUAUGAGAAUUCAUACUGGAGAAAAACCAUUUUUGUGUCAGCUGUGUGACAAAAAAUUUGAUAGAAAUAGUCAGUUAAAGUUACAUAUUCAGAAACAUGAUGAACAAAAGCUUCAAAUAAUGCAACCUAUGGUAAAACAGACUGAAAAACCAUAUGUAUGCGAAUUCUGUGAAGAAGCAUUUAGCAAUAGAGAUAAUUUAGAGCAACAUUUGAGAACACAUACCGGAGAAAGACCUUUCAAAUGUAAAGAAUGUGAAGGUACAUUCAGACACUUAAGUAUUUUAAAGGAACAUAUGAGAGAACAUACUGGAGAAAAAACAUUUUCAUGCAAUGUUUGUGAUAAAAUAUUCAGCCGAAUGGAUAGACUUAAGAUUCACUCACUUGUACAUAAGGAAGAAAAACCAUUUAAGUGUACUGUGUGUAAUAGAUCAUUCAACAGAAAGGAAAGUUUAAAGAGACACGUUAGACAACAUACAGAAGGAAAAAAACCAUUUACAUGCGACAAGUGCGAUAAAACAUUCAGUCGAAUGUUUACACUCAAGAGUCAUUCAUCAAUACAUACUGGAGAAAAACCAUUUGCAUGCCAGCUUUGUGAUAAAGCCUUUGUCCAGAAAAGUUAUCUAUUGCAACAUAUGAAAGAACAUACUGAAGAAAAUCCCUUUAAAUGUAAAAAAUGUGAGGGUGCAUUCAGCCAAAUGAGUGCUCUAAAAGGACACAUGAAAAUACAUGUGAGAGAAAAACCAUUGAAAAAACAAGAAGUAGAAAAGCUGUUUCAAUGUAACGAAUGUGAUGGUGCAUUCAACAAAAUGAGAGCUCUGUAUGAACACAUAAUGAAAGUACAUAAUGGAGGAAAAUUUUUAACACACAAUGAAAGUGAUAAAAUGUCCAGCGAAAACAGUAAUCUAAAUAGCCAUUUGGAAAAACAAAAUGUAGAAAAAACAUUUAAAUGUAAAGACUGUGAUGGCACUUUCAGUCAGGUGAGUUUUCUAAAUGAACACAUGAAGAUACAUAAUGGAGAAAAACCAUUAACAUGCAAUUUGUGUGACAAAACUUUCAGCCAAAUAAGUACUCUUGAGGCACAUGUAAAAGAACAUAAUGGAGAAAAACCCUUCAAAUGUAACAUGUGUGAAGGAACAUUCAGUAGAAAAAGUCUUUUAAAGAGACACAAGAGAGUCCAUGAUGGAGAAAAAAAAACACGAGAUAAAAAAAAAUCACGAGAUAAAGUAGUAGUAGUAGAUUCACUAGCAUGUGAGUUCUGUGGUCUUGUCUUAAGCCAAGGAAGACUAAAGCAACAUAUGAGAAUACAUAUUGGAGAAAGACCAUAUAAAUGUAAUGACUGUGAAGGCACGUUUAUUGGAAUUAGUAGACUAAAGGCACAUAUGAGAGAACAUACUGGAGAGGGACCUUCUAAAUCUUUUGACUCUGAUGGCACCUUUAUCGGAAUUGAUAAACUGAAGGAUCACACUGAACAUACUGGAAAGAGACCUUAUAAAAUUAAUGACUCUGAUGGCACCUUUAUUGGAAUUGAUAAACUAAAGGAACACACUGAACAUACUGGAAAGGGACCUUAUAAAAUUAAUGACUUUGAUAGCAUGUUAAGUGGAAUUGAUAAACAAAAGAAACACACCGGAGAAGGACCUUCUAAAUCUAAUGACUCUGUUGGCACCUUCAGUAGAAUUGGUAAACUAAAGGAUCACACUGAAUAUACUGGAGAGGGACCUUAUAAACUUAAUGACUCUGAUGGCACCUUUAGCGGAAUCGAUAAACUAAAGGAACACACUGAACAUACUGGAAAGAGACCUUAUAAAAUUAAUGACUCUGAUGGCACCUUUAGCGGAAUUGAUAAACUAAAGGAACACACUGAACAUACUGGAAAGAGACCUUAUAAACUUCAUGAUUCUGAUAGCACCUUUAGCGGAAUUGAUAAACUUAAGGAACACACUGAACAUACUGGAAAGAGACCUUAUAAAAUUAAUGACUCUGAUGGCACAUUAAGCGGAAUUGAUAAACUUAAGGAACACACUGGAGAAGGACCUUCUAAAUCUAAUGACUGUGAUAUCGGAAUGAGUAAUCAAAAGGAGCAUAUGAGUGGACGUAAUGGCGAAAAGUUGUUUAAAUCUAAUAAUUCGGAGGGCACAUUCAAUCAAAUGAGCCUUCUAAAUGAACACAUGAAAAUGCAUAAUGGUGAAAAACCAUCAACAUGCAAUGUGUGUAAAAAUACAGUUGGCAAAAUGAGUAGUUUAAAGGAACUUAUUAGUGUACAUACUAAAGAAAACAAUUCAAAAGCAAGUUAUGUGAUAGUACAUUUUGCAAAAUGAGUUAUCUGAAGAACCAUCCAUGAAUACAAUAUACAUGUAACUGCCAUUGUAAACACAAUAUUGAUAUUAUUGAUUAGUUAAAUAUGUGAUGUUAACUCAGAAAUUCAAUAAAAUUAUUCAGAGUACAUUCAUAUGCACAUGACAGUCUGAAAUGACACAUGUGAAUAUAUAAAGGAGAUAAACCAUUAUCAAACUGGCACAUUCUUGCACAUGAAAGUCUUAAGGAUUACAUUAUUCAUGAAAGAGACUCAUCUGAAGUGACACAUGAGUAUAAACUGGAGAUAAUUCAUUAUCAACUUAGUAUUUUCAUGUGCAUGACACAAAGAAGAUAAACAAUUUAAAUGUGCAUGUAUAUGUGAUGUACACUUGUAAUUCCUGUAUACUUUAAUAAGAUUCCUGUAUACUUUAAUAAGACAUUAUACAUUGUAUAUUAUAAUUAAGAUUCUUUGUUUUAAAAAUACUGACCCAGUUUAUUUUUGUAAUUUGUGACCAGCAGAGUAUUAUAUAUUGUAUGCCUGUUUUGGCCAAUAGGAGAACAUUGUGAGCAGUAAAAUAAUGGAAAUAUUUUGUUCGA